AUGCCCCAUCAAUAUCAUAUGAUCCACCAAGAUAAAACUGUUGAUGUGCCUUAUUGCCUGAUAAAUAUUUCUUCUGGUCAGGGACAUCUUAGCUUAAUAGUUGGCCCCUAUUGGCGAAUAUAUCAAUACUCGGGUAUAAGACAUGUAGAUGCUCUUGUGGGGCCGUUGUUGUACUCCGAAGCUAUUACUUACUAUGGGUUUCCAUGUCAGGCUGAGGUUCGAAUAAGCGCUUAUGAUCGCGGAUCAGCCUCAAAAUUAAGCCUGAAUCAUCUCGUGCCUAAGUGCAUAUUAACCCUCAUUAUAUACCGUUCAGGAGAAAAUAUGGGUCGUUUUCGCCGUCUGUUUGGCCUGGAGCCUCGUCCCAAAGGUUCGACUAAAAAUACCCCUGCUCCUCAGGUUAGACCGAACUCCGGAAACGGGGGUUUUUCGACAACCUCACAGAGACAAGGGGGAAUUCCUAGGAUACAUCCUGGGCCUUUAAGGAUAAUUUUGCUUGGGCAUGAGGCAACAAAGUGGAAGAAAAACCUGAAAAAAGGAAAAUUCGAUGAAACGGUGAAGAUGGUCCAAGAGAAUCUAGAGUUGAAGAAGAGAGAGUUUGGCGAAAAGCACGAAGAAACAGCGGCUGCUAUGUACAAUCUCUCUGUCUUGUUCUAUGGAGGGCGCAAGCUUGAGGAAGCCGAGGAGCUGAGCAGACAGGCUCUGAGUAUAUUCGAAGAGCUGCUUGAUUCCCAUCAUCCGUCGAUAGUCAUAGUUAUGUCCAUUCGUACACAUAUCCUUUUGUUGCUGGACAAGCCGGAGCACACCGUGGAGAAGUAUCGACUUGCUCUGAAGGUGUCCCAGGAACUUCAUGGGCCCGAACAUUCAGACACUAUAAUAGCAAUGGACAGUUUGGCAGAGAUACUUCGACGUGAAGGAGAGUUUCAGGAGGCCGAGGGCAUCCAGCGCCAAUUAUUGAAGUUGAAAGCAAAAUUGUCGGGUCCGAAGCAUUCAAGCACACUGGACACUAUGAACAAUCUCGCAGAGGUGCUCAAGUCCCAGGGCCAGUAUGUUGAAGCAGAAGAGCUCCAUACACAGGGGCUCCAGCUAAGGAAGGAAACUAUGGGACCUGAGCAUCCAGAUACGCUGAGCACCAUGAAUAACUUGGGGUUAGUGCUCAGCGGUCAGGGAAAGUAUCAGGAGGCUGAGGAGGUACACCGGCAAGAGCUUGAGUUGAGGGAAAAGGCCCUGGGUCCUGAAAAUCCACUCACGCAAUACUGCAUGGUUAACCUCACAGAAGUACUCUAUAACCAGGGUAAAUUUAAAGAGGCGUUGGAAAUGCACGAGCAAGCAGCUGAGUUGAGCAAGAAGGUGUUAGGCCCUGAUCACCCGUCAACUUUGAGAACGUUGAAUAGCCUAGCAAAGGCUCGUCAUCUGCGGAAUGUGGAAUAA
Microsporum canis CBS 113480 is the source of this 1428-nucleotide messenger RNA. RefSeq names its product TPR repeat protein. Lineage: Eukaryota; Fungi; Ascomycota; Eurotiomycetes; Onygenales; Arthrodermataceae. Gene Ontology annotation, biological process: microtubule-based movement. The record is from RefSeq and is a predicted model, not a curated record. The transcript is spliced from 4 exons. Bases 1 to 1428 code for a protein of 475 amino acids. Gene Ontology annotation, cellular component: kinesin complex; cytoplasm; membrane-bounded organelle. Gene Ontology annotation, molecular function: kinesin binding.